Messenger RNA from Mytilinidion resinicola, 1483 nucleotides. RefSeq names its product IMP-specific 5'-nucleotidase-like protein 1. Gene Ontology annotation, molecular function: magnesium ion binding. Lineage: Eukaryota; Fungi; Ascomycota; Dothideomycetes; Mytilinidiales; Mytilinidiaceae. The transcript has 7 exons. The record is from RefSeq and is a predicted model, not a curated record. Gene Ontology annotation, biological process: inosine salvage; nicotinic acid riboside biosynthetic process; nicotinamide riboside biosynthetic process. Bases 39 to 1298 code for a protein of 419 amino acids.
CCCCCACACCGCCCUGUCUUCAUACAGAGACACCAGCCAUGACGACCAGAUACAGAGUAGAGUAUGCUCUCAAAACCCACCGUCGCGAUCAAUUGAUAGAAUGGAUCAAGGCUCUUCUUGCAACACCAUUUGUGUUGCAUUCACAGCCAACUGCUGUGUUCGAGCCCCAUAAAGAUACCAUGGAUCACAUGGCUACCAACGCUCAACGACGUUAUGCCGAGAUAAUGCGGGAUAUUGAAGAGCUUAUAAACGACCACAUUGCCCACCAGAAAGCUGGCACGCAUGAACGCUCCAAGCUCAAGCUCCUUGUUCCCUCAGUAGCCACCUUCUUUACGCCGCUGCUGCUCCACGAUGCAUUUGUAUGGCAGGAUCAACGACGCUUUAUCAGCUACCGUCGCUUUGUUGCACCUUCAUUUAACGAUGUCAGGCUCAUCCUAAAUACCGCCCAAGUCAUGAGCUUGAUCCGCGGAGGCCCCUUGGAGCUUGCAACAUUUGACGGAGACGUCACUCUUUACGACGACGGAAAGUCGUUGACGGAAGACAACGUAGUUAUUCCACGAAUUCUUCGGCUCAUCGAGAAUGGCACUCGGAUCGGCAUAGUCACCGCUGCUGGGUACACAGAGGCUCGCCGAUACUAUGAGCGACUCCAUGGCCUUCUGGACGCUCUGAACGUUUCUGAUAUCCCUACUGGCCUCAAACACAAUCUGAUUGUUAUGGGAGGAGAAGCGAACUAUUGCUUCCGGUUCGCGGAGAACAGUCCAGAUUUAUUGACGUUUGUGCCUCGGAAAGACUGGCUAUUGGAUGAGAUGUUGCUAUGGGAAGAGUCGGAUAUCACUGAACUGCUUGAUGUCGCCGAGGCCGCUCUACGAGAUUGUGUCAAAAACCUGCGUCUUCCAGCUCAAAUCCUUCGAAAGGAAAGAGCCGUGGGAAUAAUUCCUCCAGAGGGUGUCAAGUUUCCUCGAGAAUCGUUGGAGGAGACUGUCAUGGUUACUCAGAAGAUUCUUGAAAUGUCUCCGGUAGGACGUCGACUGCCCUUCUGUGCCUUCAACGGUGGCAAUGAUGUUUUUGUCGACAUUGGCGACAAGUCUUGGGGAGUGCUUGCAUGUCAGCGGUUCUUCGGCGGUCUUGAAGGUAGCAAGACCCUCCACGUGGGCGACCAGUUUCUUUCCGCUGGCGCGAACGAUUUCAAAGCUCGCUUGGCUUGCACGACAGCAUGGAUCGCGAGCCCGGCCGAGACUGUCCAGCUGCUGGACGAGAUUGCAGAGUUGGACGAGAUGCAGCAGCGGAAGACCAGGUAAACGCACUCAGCAUGGUAUGCUUUCAUUGGGUCAGAAAGAAGCGGAGCUUCAAACCUUCAGGCGUUCAGGUGGUCCAAAAGCACCACGUCCCUAGUAUUACCCGCUAGUACGACUUCACACGAGUAUCGAAGGAUAGCAUAGCUUACUUCAGUGUUUCAAAUGGAUUAAUUAUCACAAGCACAUAC